Habropoda laboriosa is the source of this 3093-nucleotide messenger RNA. RefSeq names its product adenylyl cyclase-associated protein 1 (gene capt). Gene Ontology annotation, biological process: cell morphogenesis; cytoskeleton organization; regulation of adenylate cyclase activity. The record is from RefSeq and is a predicted model, not a curated record. Bases 1 to 2370 code for a protein of 789 amino acids. The transcript is spliced from 9 exons. NCBI's taxonomy places the organism in Eukaryota, Metazoa, Arthropoda, Insecta, Hymenoptera, Apidae. Gene Ontology annotation, molecular function: actin binding; adenylate cyclase binding. Gene Ontology annotation, cellular component: cytoplasm.
AUGUUUAAAUGCUGCGUAUGCAAUAAAAGCUCGAAGAAGGAGAAGCCGAACGGCGAGGUGGCAAAGUCGACGCCAAAGCAAAGUCAGAAGUCGACUGACUCGCAGUUAGCUGGCAUCGAUUGUUCGAGGUCCGAGGAAAAUGGACCGAUCGGACGAGAAGAGAAGCUGAACGGUGACGUGCAGAGAUUUGAGAAAGUUUCUCCGUCCAUGGAGAAUAAUAGUUCUGCAGAUGUUAUCGAUGACUUGACUGUCAAGAGUCCGUUGCCUUCGAGCAAGCGUGACGAGGUCAACGAUGAUCCUCGAUCGCGAACAGAAUCGAUAGUGAAAUCGAACGACAAGGGGGACGACAUCGAAAAUGCGAGUGAUCGAAGGAAGGUGGCAGCAGAGGAGGGAAGCGGCGAGGCAAAUGGAAUUAAGGAUGCAAGUGUAAAUGGAGAGGUGGAUGGGAGUAACAAUGUAAGCGGAAACGGCGACGGAGGUGGCGCGGGUGGAGUGAUGAAAACAAUACUGAAUACUGGGGCUUCUAGUACCGUAAAAACUAAUCUUUAUGAUUCUACCGCGUAUAUUGAGAGAACAAUCGAUGAUGGACCAGAGGAGGAAGGCGAUGAUUCCGUUUUUGAAGCUUGUCCGAAUGAUACCAACGUGAAUAAAAAGACACAGCCAGUUUCGUCAAUUCCUCGUUGGCUAUCGGAGGAGGAAGAUGGCGAGCAUGACUCGGAAGAGUGCAGCGGAAUGCAGGAACCACCGGCGACGCCGGUUGCUCGUGACGAACUAGCUUUAAGGCGUCACAGAUUCUUCUCCGAUUUGUUGCACGCCGCGCAAAACGCGACGGAGCACAGAGUGAGGUUUGACCCCCUAGGACCGAUGGUGCACGCUGGUUGUGAAGCUAGCGAUAAGGAGGAUCAUUUGGAAGAACUGGUGAAUAGAUUAGAAAACGUUACUAAAAGAUUGGAGAAAGUAAGAACCCAGUCUGUAACAGAAACUCAAGACUCUGCUGUUCAAACAAAUACACCAUCACCAAGGAGGUCUCAACCAGUGAAAAAUAGUGAAUUAGUACAGUCUAACUCACCUGUACACUCAACAGAUAAACAAACAUCAAGAAAAUUUAUCAGCAUGUCAGUUACAGGAUAUGAAGAUCUUUUAGCUGGUCCUGUAAAAGAAUAUUUACAACUGAGUGACAAAAUUGGUGGUGAUGUAGCUACACACAGCAAAUUUGUAGAAAAAGCAUUUCAAAUUCAGCUUGAAUUUAUUCGGACUGCCGCAAGUCGUCCUGCUCCAGUAAACCAAUCAGAGCAAAUAGCUCUUCUUGCACCUACAUCCACACAAAUUCAACACAUUCAAGAAUUUCGUGAGAAAAAUAGGGUAUCUCAGUUUUUCAAUCAUUUGUCAGCAAUUAGUGAAAGUAUUCCAGCUUUGGGAUGGGUUGCAGUUUCACCUACUCCAGCUCCCUAUGUCAAAGAAAUGAACGACGCUGGACAAUUCUAUACCAAUCGUGUAUUAAAAGAAUGGAAGGAAAAAGAUAAAGUACAUGUGGAAUGGUGCAAAGCUUGGGUACAGACAUUAAGUGAUCUUCAGCAAUAUGUACGUCAGCAUCAUACAACAGGACUGGUAUGGGCAAAAACUGGCUCGGUCCCGGCGGGCAUACCACCGCCUCCACCACCAUGCAUGCCUAUGGGAGAGAUUACACCAGCCAAUAUUGCCGAUGACAGAAGUGCUCUUUUCGCUGAAAUUAACCAAGGAGAAGCUAUUACAAAGAAUUUAAAGAAAGUUACUUCUGACAUGCAAACGCAUAAGAAUCCUUCAUUGAGAACUGGGCCAGCGCCAUUUAAAGCUCAACAUGUUGGCGAUGCUACAUCAAUGAAAACACUAACAUCUGCAAAUGCUUCAAUGGAAAAAUCUCCUGUAUUUACUAGAGAUGGAAAGAAAUGGCUUGUGCAAUACCAUAAAGGUAAUAAAGAUCUACUCAUUGACAGCGCGGAAAUGAACAAUGUGGUUUACAUGUUCCAAUGUCAAGAUAGUACCUUAGUUGUCAAAGGCAAAGUCAACACCAUUACUAUGGACUCAUGUCGUAAAUCAUCUGUUGUUUUUGACUCUGUUGUGUCGAGUAUCGAAUUCGUCAAUUGUCAGAGUGUACAAAUGCAGGUGCUAGGAAAAGUCCCUACUAUCUCUAUCGAUAAAACGGAUGGUUGUCAAAUGUAUUUGAGCUCACAGUCAAUGGAUGUGGAAGUUAUUAGUAGCAAGUCUAGCGAGAUGAAUGUUAUGGUACCCCAAGCGAACGGAGAUUAUUCGGAGUACCCCGUACCGGAGCAAUUCAAAACAACUAUCAGUCCGAAGGGUCUCAAUACAAUCGCGGUCGGUUCACUUGGCUAAAGCGUCGGUAGUUCGAUUAUUCAUAGCCUACACUAAACGUCUGUCUAAGAGUACAGCUCUCAUUAGAGAUAUCAUCUUCAGAGGAUUCGUCGAAUUAUUAUUUAUUGCUUCUUUAAUUAAUUUAAGAAUUAGAAGAAGGAUGGAGGACUAAAGGAAGGCGCGAGUACAGUUUCGAAAGCAUAGAAUUAAAUUAGAUAAAUCGAUUGAACAUUUUAACAUUACAGCCCUAUCUCAUUUCGACAGCCAUGCGCGUUUCGUGAAGAUCACCGUUUCUGUUCAGGUUGAAAUUGAAAUCAUGUUGAAAUGACGCUCAAUUAAACUCAAUUAAAUUAUUAAAUUUAUAUAUAAAACAGUCAACCAUUCGAUUCUCUGCGACCUGAUGUUUUGUAAUAUAGUGGUAAUUAGAAUUUUAAUGAUUGUGAUUCGUCUAGCAAUGGUGAUAAUGUUAAAACAUAGAAUCGACAGUCUUCACGAAAAUAUUAUUACGCACGCUGGUGCUUUGAGAUUAGGAGACUGUAGGUUUGAUUAAAAUAUAAAGGUAUGGACAAAAGUUUUUCUACCUUCGAAUUGGACCUUUUAUACAUUUACACCAUUUUUUAUCGUGAUCCAACUUUUGUCCACACCGUUCGCUUCUUGAGACUAUCCAGUCGACUCACCAAGGAAUUGUAACACGCUAUUAUCGGUGGGAGAAGAGCGAGUGCUGCACGUAUACACAAUUUUUGA